Molecule: messenger RNA, 2400 nt
Organism: Hypoxylon fragiforme
Lineage: Eukaryota; Fungi; Ascomycota; Sordariomycetes; Xylariales; Hypoxylaceae
Product: apses-domain-containing protein
Exons: 3
Coding region: 1-2400 (799 amino acids)
Cellular component (GO): SBF transcription complex; MBF transcription complex
Molecular function (GO): DNA binding; protein binding; transcription coactivator activity
Source: RefSeq, a predicted model, not a curated record
AUGUCGCAGUCGCAACCUUCUUCUCAACAAUCUUUCACAAUGAGCCAACCAAGCCAGUCUUUUCGACAUUACCCCGACCCCAAUGCCAGGUUAGGGAAUGGGAAUGGGAAUGGAUAUGUUCCUGGUCAUGAUGCACCUCAAAUAUACUCGGCUGUCUAUUCUGGCGUGGACGUAUACGAGAUGGAGGUAAACGGAGUAGCUGUCAUGCGCCGCCGUCAUGACAGUUGGCUAAAUGCCACCCAGAUUCUCAAAGUCGCCAAUAUUGAUAAGGGGAAACGAACCAAAAUUCUCGAGAAAGAGAUUCAAACCGGUGACCAUGAAAAGGUGCAAGGUGGCUAUGGCAAAUAUCAGGGCACGUGGAUCAUGUUCGAGCGAGGUGUCGAGGUGUGCCGGCAAUAUGGCGUCGAAGAAAUGUUACGCCCUCUUCUUACCUACGAUAUGGGCCAAGACGGUGGCAUCGCUGGCAGAGGUGACUUCAACACUCCUACUAAGGAACAAGCCAUGGCUGCGCAAAGAAAACGCAUGUAUAGUGCCACCACCGAGGCCCGUAUCAACGGCGUGACUGGCACCUUUUUCAAGAAUAUCUCCAGUACGGCUUCUACAGCUGUCGCUGCCAUUAGCAAAGCCCGCUUCGAUUCGCCCGGCCCCAGAGGCCGUAAUGGACCAACCAGACCCCCUAGCUUUAGUCGGCAGUCCUCGAUGCAAAAUGCUGAUGACUUCCCCGGGAAUUCGCAACAGAGCAUCACCUCUGACUAUGGCCAAAAUGUCGAUUCGGCAUACUCAACUCAAAACACGCAAAUUUUUGGCGAUGAACCCCCACGUAAACGUCAACGAGUCGCACCUACAGACAACUUCGGCUACGCAUCUCAGUCCAUGGAGAUGUACGCCAAUAAUUACCCGGGCUCCCCUACGGAACCUAACGAAUCAUUUGUGUACAACCAAGCCGGCAUCAAUAUCCAUGAAGCUACCCCCCUCCCGCCGCAACCGUACGAGCUGUCCCCGGAGGCUGAUCGGAAACGCAAUCUACUGAUGGGACUUUUUCUCGAUCCUACCGCCGACGUAUCCGAUUAUUCCCAGAACGAAGCUCUCCAGACAUUGUCACCUGAAGACCUUGACACGCCGAUAGACCCAGCAAGUCAUACUGCUCUUCACUGGGCCGCUACUUUGGCUCGAGUGCCCCUCCUACGGGCCUUAAUAGCAGCUGGCGCCAACCCAUAUCGAGUCAACGCAUCGGGCGAAACAGCCUUGAUGAGAGCCUCGGCAGUAACCAACAAUUCCGAUCAAACCUCGUUCCCAGAAUUGCUCGAUGUCUUGGGGAACACGAUCGACGUUCGAGAUAACAAAGGUCGAACAGUCUUGCAUCAUAUAGCUCUUACAAGUGCGGUAAAGGGCAGAAGUGUUUCCAGUAGAUACUACCUCGAGAGCCUUCUUGAAUGGGUUGUGAGACAAGGAAGCGCACCCAGUAGUCAGAAUACAGUUGCCAAUGGUAGUGCAAGUCAGCCAAAGAUGGGCAUUGGUCGAUUUAUGAGCGAGAUUGUCAACGCUCAAGAUAAGUCUGGGGAUACCGCCCUAAAUAUUGCGGCCCGAAUCGGCAACAGAAGCAUAAUCUCGCAACUGCUUGAAGUGAAUGCUGACCCUAGCAUUGCCAACAAAGCAGGUCUAAGACCAAUCGAUUUUGGAGUGGGCGGCGAGGGCGCCGGUGAAGAUGGAGUCAACGGCGACUUAAUGGUCAUAGACAAGACUAACAUUGUCGGCAACUACCAGAAAACCCGAGAGAGCAGUGCAGAAAUUAUCACUUCUAUAACACAUCUCCUGAGUGAGACAUCUACCAGCUUUCACUCGGAAUUGAGAAAGAAACAACACGAGGUCGACACACUCCAUGCCAAUUUGCGGACGUCGUCUUCACAAUUGGGUGAUGCACGACGUCAACUUGAGACGUUGCAAGGGGCGGCCAAAGCACAGUCCCUAGCACGCCAGAAAAUUAGCAACCUUAGUAGGGGUUGCGGCGAAGAGCAGAAAAGGAUCAUGCAGCUUGAACAACUCUAUGGCCGUUUAGACAGCAGUAGUUUUUGGGAGAAGGAUCUUGAUACGGCAUUAGAACACGCAGGAGGGGGACAAGCAAAUAUGGGUCUUUUACCCAGUUCCGCAGUCCUCCGUGCUCGAAUACAAUCUCUCGGAAACAGGACAGAUGUUAUGAGAAAGAGCGUAGGUUCGCUCAAGGGGCGUAGCAAAGACGUGGAGAUGAAGUACCGACGAGUGGUGGCACUCUGCACCGGGGUGCCAGAGAGUGAAGUUGACGUGGUGGUAGAUGGCUUAGUACGUGCGGUGGAGAGCGAAAAGGGUGAGUUGGAAAUCGGACGUGUGCGACGGUUUCUCGGCGGUGUCGAUGGCGUGCAGUGA